Molecule: messenger RNA, 1635 nt
Organism: Arabidopsis lyrata subsp. lyrata
Lineage: Eukaryota; Viridiplantae; Streptophyta; Magnoliopsida; Brassicales; Brassicaceae
Product: tetratricopeptide repeat protein 38
Exons: 14
Coding region: 139-1545 (468 amino acids)
Molecular function (GO): protein binding
Source: RefSeq, a predicted model, not a curated record
CAAGGAAAAUGCAAAAUCGCUGUCUCCUUCACACUUCGAUCAAACCAUCAUCGAACCCAGAAGAAAGACCAAAAGUGUUCCUGUAGCCCUGUAGGAAGCGGCUAACUUUCAGCUACAAGAAGCUCUGUUUUCUUGAAAAUGGAGAAAACACUGAGAUGUGUUCGGUGGGGUUAUGAGGUUAAUACCUCUUCUGAUGAUUGCAUCGACGCAAUUAACUCUUAUUUUCAACAGGUUCUUAGUUAUGGGAGGAAGAGGAAAGUGAUUCUAGAAGCACCACUCUACGAUAAUGAUUGUGUUUUGGGCAACAUUUUAGCUGCUCAUUACCUUUCUUCAUCUGAUCCUUCCAGAGCUAAUUCCUACGUUGAAGCUGCGGCAUCUAAUCUCGAACAAUCUACACCUUAUGAGCAAGCGGUUUACGAGGCUGUUACUUACCUGAUCUCCGAGGACAGGGAUGACGACUUGGCUUUUGAAAUGCACACCAAGCUACUUAAUAGAUUCCCAAAGGACCUUGCCUCUUUGAAGAGAGCACAGCUUUUAUGUUUCUACAUGGGUCAACCUGAGCCCUUUUUGGGUCUUGUUCAGCAGGUUCUACCUGCGAAUCAAGAAGAAAGUUAUAUUCAUGGUAUACUUGCGUUCCCAUUGUUAGAACUUGGUCGAAUGGAAGAAGCUGCGGCAGCUUCCAAAAAAGGCUAUGAGAUAAACAAAGAAGACUCCUGGGCACAUCACUGUUUGUGUCAUGUUCUUCAACAUGAAUGUCGGUUUAAAGAAGCAGUGGAGUUCAUGGAAGCGCUCGCAGGAUCUUGGCCUUCUUGCUCAUCCUUCAUGUAUACACACAACUGGUGGCAUGUUGCUCUUUGUUACUUAGAAGGAGGGUCACCAAUGAGUAAAGUAGAGGAGAUUUAUGAUCAUCACAUCUGGAAAGAAUUGGAGAAAGACGACGCUGUUCCUCCUGAAGUUUAUCUCAAUGCGCUGGGAUUGUUGCUACGUUUAGAUGUAAGAGAUGCUCUUGAUGGUUUUGAAGACCGUCUCAAAAACCUUGCAGUUCGUUUAACUAAUCAGGCAAACUGGUAUUUGGAGUGGCACCUUGAUAUAUUGAUAGUUUGGGCAUUAGCAAAGGUUGGAGAGACUUCAAGAGCUCAUGAAUUACUUGAGGGUCUUAAGUCCCGAUUAUCAAGGAUGAAUAAAAAAAAACAACAAGUGAUGCAGAAAGGGAUUCAGCUCGGGGAAGCUGUGUUUGAAUUCGCAAGGGGUAACUACGAAAAGGCUUUAGAACUAUUCGGUUCAGAGUUCAACGCCAUUGGUUACAAGAUCGUCGGGGCAUCAGAUGAACAGAUAGAUGUUUUCAACGAAAUGUGGUGCCAGCUGCUGCUAAAGACAGGCCAAUCCUCCACUGCCAAAGAAGUGAUCAGAGAGAGGAUAAAGAUCAGAGAUGGUGUUCCUUUCAUGUGGCGUUUGCUGGAGAAGAGUUACUCCAUGGAAGGCAAUGCAGAGGCUGAGAGUAGUGCAGGAGAGAGAGCUAAGAAACUAGAAUCUUGUUAUUUCUAACUCAAAAUAAUGACAUGAAGUGUGUGUAUAAUUACAUGUUUUUAAUAAACUAUAGAGUAAAAUCGUUUUCCAUAUAUUUUUUUUUUUUGU